Messenger RNA from Cicer arietinum (chickpea), 1099 nucleotides. RefSeq lists its product as uncharacterized. Gene Ontology annotation, biological process: sphingolipid biosynthetic process; very long-chain fatty acid biosynthetic process; fatty acid elongation. The record is from RefSeq and is a predicted model, not a curated record. Gene Ontology annotation, cellular component: endoplasmic reticulum membrane. NCBI's taxonomy places the organism in Eukaryota, Viridiplantae, Streptophyta, Magnoliopsida, Fabales, Fabaceae. Gene Ontology annotation, molecular function: 3-hydroxyacyl-CoA dehydratase activity.
AGGUGGUGAGCGGAGGGUUUCCCUAUAUCUAAUCUACUUAGGUGGGGGAUUUAAGGGUAAAAGUUUAUCAACAUUAAAUAACAUUUCAGCUAACAAUUAAAUGGUGCAAAGUGAACCACCUCCACAGGUUAUGAAUGUUAGGAGUUGGAAGGAUUUUUGGUAGUUACUAGUGAAAGGCGAAGAUCGUAAAACCAGAAUGCCUCAACGCAUUUCAACACUCUAUCUCCUCGCUUACAACUCUUGUCAAGCAGUUGGAUGGACCGUUUCGUUAACCGUAAUUCUCUAUAAUCUUCUCUCCACUGCCUCCAUCACCGGAACUUAUGCUUCUGUCGGAACCUUAAUUACUUUUCUGCAAUGUGCUGCAUUCUUGGAAGCUAUACACGGUGCCAUUGGGCUAGUGCCGAGUGGAGCGUUGCUUCCUCUGCUGCAAUGGGCAGGAAGGGCUCACUUUGUGCUUAUCAUUCUUAGGGGAAUUCAGGAGGUCCAGGAGUUACCUUCUGUUUUUAUCACUUUUCUAGUAUGGAGCAUGUCCGAGGUCAUUAGAUAUUCGCAUUAUACUUUCAGCUGUUUAGGAAAUUGUCCUUCUUGGAUCACUUAUAUCAGGUACACUGCGUUUAUUGUGCUGUAUCCUGUGGGAGUGGGUCCUGGUGAAAUGUGGUUGAUGUACCAAGCACUUCCAAUUAUAAAGAAGAAAAAUCUCUUUGCGGAUUCCUUUUCAAGCCUCCCAUUUAGUUAUUAUGAUUUCCUUAAGGUCGUACUUGUAGUUUAUCCAUUCUUGUGGUUAAUACUAUACCUGCAUUUGUUCAAGCAGCGGCGUUCAAAACUUUAUAAACACCGUGACAAGAAAAGAGCGUGAGGGGUAUUAUUCGUUGCUUUUGCUAAAAGACUAAAGAUAUUAACUUUCUGUACCACUGGAGAAAGCAUUCUUAAACUUAUUUGCAUCUAAACUAUUUCCUUUUGACUGAAUAAAAUUGUAGUACCAAAUAAUGGAAUUGUUUUUUGCAAUAAUGAUUUAGAUUGCAGGAGCUGGAAGAUUUGUAUCAUAGUGCAUAUGUUAUUCUGCACAGAAUUCUACAUAAUGGAUUUUGUUGAAGUUGAA